UGGUUUUAAACAGAAGGCAGACAUGCGCUGCGCACCGGGUCGCUGAAUCUGAAUCGUGGCACACAGUGAUUACGCAGCAUGGCAGAGGUCGGUGGAUUCCUAAGCACCAUCGAGCUGGAUUUACAUAGUUUCCCGGCGCUCGGGAACGCACCUCUGGUGGACUCUCCGGCUGGAUUGAAUGAGCGACUCGGGCUGAUCGAGGGCAGGCUGCGCCGCGGAUCGCUCACAGACUUCGAACAUUUAAAAGGCAUCCUGCGCCGCAGACAGCUCUACUGCAGAACCGGCUACCAGCUUGAGAUCUUCCCCAACGGAACCGUGCACGGAACCAGGCAGGACCACAGCAGAUUCGGCAUCCUGGAGUUCAUCAGCCUGGCUGUAGGACUGGUCAGCAUACGAGGCGUAGAUGCCGGACUUUAUCUGGGAAUGAACGAAAAAGGGGAGCUCUACGGGUCGAAAAAGCUGACGGCGGAGUGCGUCUUCCGUGAGCAGUUUGAAGAGAACUGGUACAACACCUACGCCUCGACACUGUACAAGCACAAUGACACCGGGAGGUACUACUACGUGGCCUUGAACAAAGACGGCUCGCCUCGAGAAGGCAGCAGGACUAAAAGACACCAAAAGUUGACUCAUUUUCUGCCUCGGCCGGUGGAGAUCGAGAAGAUCCCGCAGGCUUACAGGGAUUUGUUCCAGCACAGGUGACCAAGAGUCCAGCCAGAAUGGCUGGAGGAGCGGGGAAGGGUGCGGGGGAAGAAGACGGACGCUCGGUGG
Molecule: messenger RNA, 768 nt
Organism: Trichomycterus rosablanca
Lineage: Eukaryota; Metazoa; Chordata; Actinopteri; Siluriformes; Trichomycteridae
Gene: fgf16
Product: fibroblast growth factor 16
Exons: 3
Coding region: 79-699 (206 amino acids)
Biological process (GO): positive regulation of protein phosphorylation; positive regulation of gene expression; cell differentiation
Cellular component (GO): cytoplasm
Molecular function (GO): growth factor activity; fibroblast growth factor receptor binding
Source: RefSeq, a predicted model, not a curated record